AUGGCGAAGAAAGAAUUGGCUUUAUCUGAAUUCUCUCCGAAUGACCAUCAGACGCACCCUCUUGAGGACACUGCUGUCCCAAAUAAACAUGUGGGUGAAGGUGAUGAGAACAUGGAACGAGGUAACUGGUCCUCCAAGGCUGACUAUUUUCUCUCAGUCAUUGGCUGUGCUGUGGGUCUGAGCAAUGUCUGGAGAUUCCCUUACCUGGCUUACAAAAAUGGAGGAGGUGUGUUUCUAAUUCCCUACACAAUCAUGCUGGCUUUCAUUGCGAUGCCUAUGUUUUACUUGGAGAGUUCCUUUGGGCAGUUUGCCAGUCUUGGACCUGUUGCAGUGUGGAAAGCCGUGCCCAUGUUACAAGGUGUGGGGUUUACGAUGGUCCUAUUCAGUACAAUUAUAGACAUCACUUACAACUGCAUCAUCGGCUACAGUCUGUACUACCUGUUUGCUUCCUUCCAAUCUCCCCUGCCGUGGGCAGAUUGCUUCAGGUGGUGGGGAGCAGAUGAAACAUGCAGCAGGACUCCCAAAGAUCCACUCUGCAAUCUCACUCUGGAUGAUGGAUAUUUUGAAAUCAUUAAUACAACAUGGCUGCAGGCAAACAAUGAAACUUGUCCGAAUGGAUCAGAAAUCUUUAUUCCUCACCAGAGUCCAAGUGAGCAAUACUGGGAGAGAAUGGUUUUGCGCCGUUCUAGUUCAAUUGAAGAGACUGGGGAUGUAAUCUGGUAUUUAGCUCUCUGUCUGCUUCUGGCCUGGCUGAUCGUUGGAGCUGCCCUAUCAAAAGGAAUAAGAUCUUCAGGAAAGGUUGUUUAUUUCACUGCGACAUUCCCGUAUGUGGUUCUGACCAUACUCCUGAUUCGAGGGGUUACCCUGGAAGGAGCCUAUAAGGGGAUUGAAUUCUACGUUGGAAAGCAGUUAGAAUUCUCAAAGCUGGCUGACGCAGAGGUCUGGAAAGAUGCUGCAACACAAAUUUUCUAUUCUCUUGCAGUAGGUUGGGGCAGUUUAAUAACACUGUCAUCCUACAAUAAAUUCCACAACAACUGUUACACAGAUACCAUUGUCGUCUGUGUUGUUAAUUGCGCUACGAGUGUGUUUGCUGGAUUUGUCAUCUUUUCCAUCCUUGGACACAUGGCUCAUAGACAAGACAAACUUGUUUCAGAGGUUAUCCAGUCAGGUUUUGGUUUGGCUUUCAUUGCCUACCCAGAGGCUCUUGCACAGUUGCCAUGGGCACCUUUAUGGGCCGCGUUGUUUUUCUUCAUGCUGAUCACUCUGGGACUCAGCAGUCAGUUUGUAGCUGUAGAAGCCAUUAUAACCUCAUUGCUGGACCAGUUCCCUACAUUUCUGCGAUCAAAGCGCCUUUUUGUGACAGCUGGUGUAUGCUUGGCACUCUAUCUCCUCAGUGUCCCAUGUGUAACACAGGCUGGGAUCUACUGGAUCAAUUUAAUUGAUCAUUUCUGUGCUGGUUGGGGACUCCUUGCAACUGCUCUGGUGGAACUGACUACUUUAAGCUGGAUCUAUGGUUAG
This is a messenger RNA of Rhincodon typus (whale shark), 1518 nucleotides long. RefSeq names its product sodium- and chloride-dependent neutral and basic amino acid transporter B(0+)-like. Gene Ontology annotation, biological process: sodium ion transmembrane transport. The record is from RefSeq and is a predicted model, not a curated record. Gene Ontology annotation, cellular component: membrane. Lineage: Eukaryota; Metazoa; Chordata; Chondrichthyes; Orectolobiformes; Rhincodontidae. Gene Ontology annotation, molecular function: L-proline transmembrane transporter activity. Bases 1 to 1518 code for a protein of 505 amino acids. The transcript is spliced from 11 exons.